CUCGGACACCGACGACGGCGGCCAGGGCUGGCCCGAGAGCGCCAACGACAACGCCAGCAGGACCAUGUCCCCGGCCGCCGAACGGCUCCGUUACAUCCUGGGGGAGGACGACGAGCCCCCCAAUCCCACGCUUUUCACGGAGAUGGACACGCUGCAGCACGACGGCGACGAGAUGGAGUGGAAGGAAUCCGCCAGGUGGAUCAAGUUCGAGGAGAAGGUGGAGGAGGGCGGCGAGCGGUGGAGCAAACCCCACGUGUCCACGCUGUCCCUGCACAGCCUCUUCGAGCUGCGCACGUGUCUCCAGACGGGAACGGUGCUCCUGGACCUGGACGGAUACUCCUUGCCCCAGAUCAUAGACGAUGUCAUCGAGAAGCAGAUCGAGGACGGGCUGCUGAAGCCGGAGCUGCGGGAGAAGCUCAGCUACGUGCUCCUGCGCAAGCACCGCCACCAGACCAAGAAGCCGAUCCACCGCUCGCUGGCCGACAUCGGCAAAUCCGUGUCCUCCAACACGGCCCGCAGCCCCGUGCGCGCCCCGGCCGCCGGCGCCGCCUUCCACCGCUCCACCGAGGACCUGCGGAUGCGGCAGAGCGCCAGCUACGGCCGCCUGCGUCACGCCCAGAGCCGGAGCAUGAACGACAUCUCGGACACGCCCAGCACUGACCAGCUGAAGAACAAGUUCAUCAAGAAGAUCCCCAAGGACGCCGAGGCCUCCAACGUGCUGGUGGGGGAGGUGGAGUUCCUGGAGAAGCCCUUCGUGGCCUUCGUGCGGCUGCUCCAGGCCACCAUGCUGGGCGGGGUGACGGAGGUGCCCGUCCCCACCAGGUUCCUCUUCAUCCUGCUCGGUCCGGCGGGAAAAGCCAAGUCCUACAACGAGAUCGGCCGGGCCAUCGCCACGCUCAUGGUGGACGAUCUCUUCAGCGACGUUGCCUACAAGGCCCGGGACAGGGAGGAUCUGAUCGCCGGCAUCGAUGAGUUCCUGGACGAGGUCAUCGUCCUCCCGCCCGGCGAGUGGGACCCCAACAUUCGCAUUGAGCCCCCCAAGAAAGUGCCCUCAGCUGAGAAGAGGAAGUCGGUGUUCUCGCUGAACGAGGUGGGGCAGAUGAACGGCGCGGCCGGCGGGGCGGGCGCCGGGGGCGGUGGCGGCGCCAGCGACGAUGGGGAGAUGCCUGAAGUCCACGAGAUCGGGGAGGAGCUGGCCUGGACCGGCAGGUUUUGUGGUGGCCUCUACCUGGAUAUCAAGAGGAAGCUGCCCUGGUUCCCGAGCGACUUCUACGAAGGUUUCCAUAUCCAGUCCAUCUCCGCCAUCCUCUUCAUCUACCUGGGCUGCAUCACCAACGCCAUCACCUUCGGGGGGCUGCUGGGGGACGCCACCGAAAACUACCAGGGCGUCAUGGAGAGCUUCCUGGGCACGGCCAUGGCCGGCUCCAUGUUCUGCCUCUUCGCCGGGCAGCCCCUCAUCAUCCUCAGCAGCACCGGCCCCAUCCUCAUCUUCGAGAAGCUGCUCUUCGACUUCAGCAAAGGCAACGGGAUCGACUACAUGGAAUUCCGGCUGUGGAUCGGGCUGCACUCGGCCCUGCAGUGCCUUAUCCUGGUGGCGACCGACGCCAGCUUCAUUAUAAAGUACAUCACGCGCUUCACCGAGGAGGGCUUCUCCACCCUCAUCAGCUUCAUCUUCAUCUACGACGCCAUCAAGAAGAUGAUCGGGGCCUUCAAGUACUACCCCAUCAACUCCGACUUCAAGCCCGACUACGUGACCAUGUACAAGUGCGAGUGCGUGGCCCCCGACCCAGCCAACACGACCUUGUUCGAUGCUUCAGCUCCAGUGGCACCGAACACCACUAACGUUUCUCUGUCCAAUGCUAUCAACCUCACAGCUCUGGACUGGACGCAGCUGAGUAAGAAGGAAUGUCUCAAAUACGGUGGCAGCUUAGUGGGAAAAUCCUGCAAAUUCGUGCCCGACCUGGCCCUCAUGUCCUUCAUCCUCUUCUUCGGCACCUACUCCAUGACCCUGACCCUGAAAAAAUUCAAAUUCAGCCGCUAUUUCCCCACCAAGCUCCGUAAGCUCAUUAGCGAUUUCUCUAUCUUUAUGUCCAUACUAAUGUUUGUGGGGCUGGAUGUGCUUUUUGGACUCAACACCCCAAAGCUCCAAGUGCCUACCGAUUUCAAGCCCACCCGCGUGGACCGGGGCUGGUUCGUGUUCCCCUUCGGGAAGAACCCGUGGUGGGUGUACCUGGCCAGCGCCCUGCCCGCCCUGCUCGUCACCAUCCUCAUCUUCAUGGACCAGCAGAUCACGGCCGUCAUCGUCAACAGGAAGGAGCACAAGCUACGGAAGGCAGCCGGGUACCACCUGGACCUCUUCUGGGUGGGCAUCCUGAUGGCCGUGUGCUCCUUCAUGGGGCUGCCCUGGUACGUGGCCGCCACCGUCAUCUCCAUCGCCCACAUCGACAGCCUCAAGAUGGAGACCGAGACCAGCGCCCCGGGGGAGCAGCCCCAGUUCCUGGGGGUCAGGGAGCAGAGGGUGACCGGCAUCAUCGUCUUCGUGCUGACGGGGAUUUCGGUUUUCCUGGCUCCUAUCCUCAAGUACAUCCCCAUGCCGGUGCUCUAUGGGGUCUUCCUCUACAUGGGCGUGGCGUCGCUGAACGGCAUCCAGUUCUGGGAUCGCUGCAAGCUCUUCCUGAUGCCGGCCAAGCACCAGCCCGACUACGUGUUCCUGCGGCACGUCCCGCUGCGCCGCAUCCACCUCUUCACCCUGGUGCAGAUCGUCUGCCUGGCCGUGCUCUGGAUCCUCAAAUCCACCGUGGCCGCCAUCAUCUUCCCCGUCAUGAUCUUGGCCCUGAUCCUGGUGAGGCGGCUCCUGGAUUUCGUCUUCUCCCAGCACGACCUGGCCUGGAUCGACAACGUCAUCCCCGAGAAGGAGAAGAAGAAGGAGGACGACAAGAAGAAGAAGAAAAAAGGCAACAAAGGCGACAGCAGCAGCGACGAGGAGGAAAGAGGGCCUCCGCCUGGAGCUUUGCGUUCUGACUCGUCCCCGAACGGCUCGGACAUGGAUCGCAGUAUCACCCUUCACCUGAAGAUCUCGUGCCCGUCGUCUCCCGCCUUUAACUACUCCCGAAACCCCGUCUGUGCCGUGCCCCAGGUGAAGAUCGAGAUGGAGUCGGACUACGAGGACACCGACACGGAAAAGGCUCCGCGGGACAUGGGCAGUGAGACCACGCUAUAGCCCCGCCGCGCUCCCCGCGCCACCGAGAAUUUAAUUUAUAUAUAUAUAUCGAUACCGCCCCGUUCAUAUAUAUAUAUAAAGGAAAUUGGGUUUAUUUCUCUCUGCCGGGCGCAGGAGGCCCCGGCGGUCCCGCGCUCCGGUAGAUCCGUAGGGUCGCGCGCCGUGGAAUUCCCUCUCCUCCCGCUGGGCGAAGGCAUCGCCGCUGGCGGCGAAACGGGGCCGCAAAGGAGGAAUCGGUGAUUUUGGGCCCGGAAAGGUGGGAACGGUGAUUCUGGAUCCAGAAAGGUGGAAUCCGUGAUUUCAGCCCCAGAAAGGUGGAACCGGUGAUUUUGGAUCCCGAAAGGUGGAAUCCGUGAUUCUGGAUCCAGAAAGGUGGAAUUGGUGUUUUUGGAUCGAGAAAGGUGGAAUCCGUGAUUUUGGAUCCAGAAAGAUGGAAUUGGUGUUUUUGGAUCGAGAAAGGUGGAAUUGGUGAUUCUGGAUCCAGAAAGGUGGAAUUGGUGAUUUUGGAUCCAGAAAGAUGGGAUUGGUGAUUUUAGCCCUGGAAAGGUGGAAAUCGGUGACUCUGGAUCCAGAAAGAUGGAAUCCGUGAUUUCAGCCCCAGAAAGGUGGGAUCGGUGAUUUUGGAUCCAGAAAGAUGGAAUCGGUGAUUUUGGAUCUGAAAAGAUGGGAUUCGUGAUUUUGGCCCUGGAAAGGAGGAAUUGGGAUUUCAGCCCCAGAAAGGUGGAAUCGGUGAUUCUGGCCCCAGAAAGAUGGGACUGGUGAUUUUGGCCCAGAAAGGUGGAAUCGGUGAUUUCAGCCCCAGAAAGGUGGAAUUGGUGAUUUUGGAUCCAGAAAGAUGGAAUUGGUGAUUUUGGAUUGAGAAAGGUGGAAUUGGUGAUUUUGGCCCCCAGAAAGGUGGAAUUGGUGAUUUUGGAUCCAGAAAGAUGGGAUUGGUGAUUUUGGACCAGGAAAGGUGGAAUUGGUGAUUGCAGCCCCAGAAAGGCGCAAUCUGUGAUUUUGGCCCUGGAAAGGCAGAAUCGGUGAUUUUGGAUUCAGAAAGGUGGAACUGGUGAUUUUGGCCCUGGAAAGGUAGAAUCGGUGAUUUUGGCCCUGCUCUGGCUGCUGGGCUGGAGGAGC
This is a messenger RNA of Hirundo rustica (Barn swallow), 4336 nucleotides long. RefSeq names its product solute carrier family 4 member 5 (gene SLC4A5). The record is from RefSeq and is a predicted model, not a curated record. Gene Ontology annotation, cellular component: plasma membrane. Bases 65 to 3220 code for a protein of 1051 amino acids. Lineage: Eukaryota; Metazoa; Chordata; Aves; Passeriformes; Hirundinidae. The transcript has 24 exons. Gene Ontology annotation, molecular function: solute:inorganic anion antiporter activity; monoatomic anion transmembrane transporter activity; sodium:bicarbonate symporter activity. Gene Ontology annotation, biological process: bicarbonate transport; transmembrane transport; monoatomic anion transport.